AUGGAAGACGCAACAUCCUACGGCUCGCCUGCCAACGAGGGAUCGCCCGGUGACAACCCCAUUUUGGCGCAACCCCCUCUGCAGCCAGAUGUCAAUGCGGGCGACAACGAAGACGUUCAAAUGUCAGAGAACACGACAGGCGAUGCCAACAUUAAGCAAGACAGCACCACCCCCGCUCCUGGUUCUGUAUCGGAAGUCCGGACGAACGCUGCUGAGGCACCUGAGCCCGAGACGGCCACCGGUGGAGACGAAGACAUGGGCGACGCUCCUGGAGAGUCUAAAGAUGAGCCCGCAGCCACCGAUGACGCGCCUACUUCGAAUAGCCAGGAAGAAAAGACCAAAGAGACCGUCGAGUCUGCAGCCAGGGAGCAUCUCAUGGCACAGACGCAUGCCAUUGUGCUCCCAAGCUACAGCACCUGGUUCGAUAUGAAUGCUAUCCAUGAUAUUGAGCGCAAAGCCAUGGCCGAGUUCUUCAACAAUCGCAACAGAAGCAAGACGCCAUCUGUCUAUAAAGACUACCGCGACUUUAUGGUCAACACGUACCGCUUGAACCCCGCGGAGUAUCUCACUGUCACAGCGUGCCGCAGGAACCUCGCCGGUGACGUGUGUGCCAUUAUGAGGGUUCACGCCUUCCUCGAACAGUGGGGUCUGAUCAACUACCAGGUUGAUGCCGAUCAACGCCCGUCUCAUGUGGGCCCGCCCUUCACCGGACACUUCAAGAUCAUUUGCGAUACCCCUCGUGGCCUUCAGCCAUGGCAACCGGCCGCCGAUCCUGUCGUGUUGGAAGGGAAGAAGAAUCAUGAUACGGACAGCAAGGCGGCUGCCGCCGCCGCGAACAAGGGCGACCUCAAUCUAGAAAUUGGACGAAACAUUUACGAAGCCAGUUCCAAGAGCACUCCAGUCGGCAAGACAGAAAAUAAAGUCAACGGCGAGACGCCUACAACCAACGGUGUGGCCGGAACCGAUGAUGCCGCCAAAACCCCGACAACCAAGGUCUAUUGCUACAUGUGCAGCACUGACUGCACGCGCAUCUACUACCACAGCACACAGACCGACGCGGCCGCCAUCAAGACCAAAUAUGACGUUUGCCCCAACUGCUUCAAUGAGGCCCGUCUGCCUGCCAACCACACUUCUUCAAUGUACACUAAGAUGGAGAACCCGCGAUACACAUCGGUUGUUGACAGAGAGGCUCCGUGGAGUGAUGCGGAAAUCCUACGUCUGCUUGAGGGCCUCGAGCGGUUCGAUGAUGACUGGAACGAAAUAGCGGAGCAUGUUGGGACGCGGACUCGAGAAGAGUGCGUUUUGCAAUUCCUUCAGCUCGAUAUCGAGGAGAAGUAUCUAGACUCUGAGGCCGCUGUUCAUGCGCCGACAGGGCUUUCGAUGCUCGGUAGCCAGCAGGGCCAGCUUCCGUUCAGCCAGGUUGACAACCCGGUCAUGUCGGUUGUCGGUUUUCUGGCCAGCCUAGCAGACCCUGCCAGCACGGCUGCGGCCGCCAACAGGUCAGCUGAUGAGCUCAAGCGCAACCUUCGCAAGCAACUAGAGGGUGGGCAAGACAAGGGUCAGGCGAACGGCAAGGACAAGGGCCAAGAGGGCACCAUGGACAUUGAUGUUCGCCAAGAGACUACGACGACCACAACAACCACCAAGACUACGAGCCUUGCAUCAAUCCCACUGGCAUCCAUGGGCGGUCGUGCCGCUGCCUUCGCGUCGCACGAGGAGCGUGAGAUGACGCGUCUGGUCUCUGCCGCCACCAAUGUGACGCUGCAGAAGCUCGAGAUGAAGCUCAAGUACUUCAAUGAGAUGGAGGCGAUUCUGCGAGCUGAGCGCCGGGAUCUUGAGCGAGGCAAGCAGCAACUGUUCCUAGACAGGCUGGCGUUCAAGCGCCGGGUGAGGGCUGUUCAGGAUGGCCUCAAGCAAGCGGCGGCUGUUGGUGGAGAGCAGGGAGCUCGCCUAGCCAACGAGGUCCUAACUGAUGGAGAGCAGCUGGGCUUCCAACCAGCUGCGGUUGAGGCUGGUUCAGUCCAGCCGCUUAGCAGCGAGGGCCAGGUCAAGAGCUUCGAGGCCUAA
Molecule: messenger RNA, 2067 nt
Organism: Geosmithia morbida
Lineage: Eukaryota; Fungi; Ascomycota; Sordariomycetes; Hypocreales; Bionectriaceae
Product: SWI/SNF related-matrix-associated actin-dependent regulator of chromatin subfamily C
Exons: 3
Coding region: 1-2067 (688 amino acids)
Biological process (GO): positive regulation of DNA-templated transcription
Cellular component (GO): SWI/SNF complex
Molecular function (GO): DNA binding; histone binding
Source: RefSeq, a predicted model, not a curated record